Messenger RNA from Salmo salar (Atlantic salmon), 564 nucleotides. RefSeq names its product trace amine-associated receptor 13c-like. Gene Ontology annotation, biological process: G protein-coupled receptor signaling pathway. NCBI's taxonomy places the organism in Eukaryota, Metazoa, Chordata, Actinopteri, Salmoniformes, Salmonidae. The record is from RefSeq and is a predicted model, not a curated record. Gene Ontology annotation, molecular function: trace-amine receptor activity. Gene Ontology annotation, cellular component: membrane.
AUGGAGGAACACAAAGAUGCUCAAUACUGUUUUCAUAACUCUUCUUGCGGGAAGGCUUCGCUAUCGACAUCUAUUUACAUAACACUGUACAUUUUGUUCUCAUCAAUUUCAGCGGUUACAGUAUUUUUGAACGUACUGGUGAUCAUCUCGAUCUAUCACUUCAAGCAGCUCCACACUCCAACCAACCUGCUCAUCCUUUCUCUGGCUGUGACAGAUUUCCUGGUGGGACUGAUUGCGAUACCAGUACUGACUGUGGCAGUAAUGGAAUCAUGCUGGGUUUUUGGGAAAUAUUUCUGUGUGUUUUUUCUCUUCAUCGGUUACUUAAUUAUUUCUUUAUCUCUGGGCAAUUUGGUUUUGAUAUCUAUUGACCGUUAUGUAGCUGUGUGUUAUCCCUUGUUGUACCACACAAAAAUAACAAUACCAAGAAUUAUCUGUUGGAUAUUGAUUACCUGGUGUUGGUGUAGCAUAUACAACGCUGCUAUUUCAAAUAACUCUGUAACUGUACAGACAGGAACGAAAAACCUGCAAGCCUGUCAAACAUACAGUGAAGAAAUGGACCAGUGA